Messenger RNA from Mesoplodon densirostris (Blainville's beaked whale), 618 nucleotides. It is a transcript of the gene CDRT4, whose product is annotated as CMT1A duplicated region transcript 4. Lineage: Eukaryota; Metazoa; Chordata; Mammalia; Artiodactyla; Ziphiidae. Bases 1 to 618 code for a protein of 205 amino acids. The transcript has 3 exons. The record is from RefSeq and is a predicted model, not a curated record.
AUGGAGUCCGUCAAGGCUCCAUCAAAGCCAGAUGGAUACCGGCGUCCACAGCUCGCCCGGCACACGCGGCUCCAGCCUCCUCCCAAGUUCACAGACGUGCAGGCCUCUGCAGGCAGGCAGGGUCCUGCCGGCAAACGGGGGUUCUGGAACCGAGGCCCAGAACUGACAGAAAACAUCGGGCUUCCCGUGGAUCUGAUUGAGAAACAUGACCCGUGGCCCGCCUAUGUCGCAUACACUUCCCCGCUGGUGAAAAGACUGAUUGAGAAAAGCAAAGCCAGAGACAUGGAACGCUUGCAAACGGCUGAGGAGAGCCGGCCGACAUGCAGGCAGAGCAAGCCUCCCAGUGUCAUCCAGCUGAAAAGGAGAAAGUCCUCCAAGUCCUCAGGCAACAUGACGUUCCAGGAUGUGAGGUCAGAGACCACGCUCUCGGGGUGGGGCCCUUUCUCCAUGUCGGCCGUGGGUCCCCCCGUGGUUCCAGAGCACACCCACUUCCACGCGGAUGCUAGGGCAAGUCCCACCGCCGACUACAACAAGAUCAUCUUCCCCCAGAAGCCGAGGAUGAGGAUGCUUCCAUACCGAUCACUGCUGGCCGGCGAGGAGAAACACCCCGACGUUUAA